AAUGCCCGACAUGAUUUGCUGAUGAUAUAAAGCAGGCUUUUGUUUUGUUUCGUUUAUUUGUUUGUCUUUCUUUUAUUGUAUUUUUUCUGCUGUUAAAAAAUAAUAAUAAUAAUAAAUGAAAUAGACGUUCGUUCGUGUAUUUAAUCCCCCAGAGAGUGAGCGAGAUCGAUACAGAGAGAGAAGGGGAGAAAGAAACGGUGAGUUUCAGCUGUUGUGAACAGAGGAAGAGGUAAUGGUUGGACCGUCGCGGCCUCAGAUCGUUCUUUUUGGAUCAUCCAUCGUCCAGAUGAGCUUUGGUCAUGGUGGUUGGGGUGCUAUUCUCUCCGAGGUCUAUGCUCGCAAGGCCGACAUCAUUCUGCGAGGAUAUUAUGGAUGGAACUCAACUCGUGCUUUGGAGGUUGUUGACAAAGUGUUCCCCAAGGAUGCCGUUGUACAACCUUCUCUUGUAGUCGUCUAUUUUGGAGGAAACGACUCAAUGGGACCUCAUCCUUCUGGUCUAGGACCUCACGUGCCACUAACUCAAUACGUUGAUAACAUGAAGAAGAUCGCUCUUCAUCUUCAGAGUCUUUCAGACUCAACUCGUAUCAUAUUUCUAAGUUGCCCUCCAGUGGACGAAGCCAAAGUUCGUCAAAACCAGAGCCCAUACUUGAGCGAGGUAAUCCGCACAAACGAGCUAUGCAAGACAUAUUCAGACGCUUGUGUAGAGCUAUGCAAAGAGCUCGACUUACAAGUAGUUGAUCUCUUCUCUACUCUUCAGAAAGCAGAUGACUGGGAAACCGUUUGCUUCACAGAUGGGAUUCAUUUGUCAGCACAAGGAAGCAAGCUGGUGGCUGCAGAGAUACUGAGAGUGGUUAAAGAAGCGGAGUGGAGACCGUCGCUUCACUGGAAAUCGAUGCCGACAGAGUUCUCAGAGGACUCUCCUUAUGAUCUUGUUGCAGCAGAUGGCAAAACGACGUUGAACUCUUCGGAGUGGACGUACUUCUGGGAAGAACAAUGGGAGUAAACAUUACAACACACACAACAACAACUUACAAGUUACAAGAGCUUUAUAUAAUAUAGUGUUGUCUUGUCUUAGACUGUUUUACGAGUUUCUCUUCUGAAACGUUAUUAUUUACAAUUUUUAGCAAAAAAAAAACGUUAUUAUUUACAAGUAAUAAGUGUGUGUUUCGUA
Molecule: messenger RNA, 1171 nt
Organism: Brassica napus (rape)
Lineage: Eukaryota; Viridiplantae; Streptophyta; Magnoliopsida; Brassicales; Brassicaceae
Product: GDSL esterase/lipase CPRD49
Exons: 6
Coding region: 233-1003 (256 amino acids)
Molecular function (GO): hydrolase activity, acting on ester bonds
Source: RefSeq, a predicted model, not a curated record